This is a messenger RNA of Habropoda laboriosa, 865 nucleotides long. RefSeq names its product rRNA methyltransferase 2, mitochondrial (gene Mrm2). Gene Ontology annotation, biological process: RNA methylation. The record is from RefSeq and is a predicted model, not a curated record. The transcript has a single exon. Gene Ontology annotation, molecular function: rRNA (uridine-2'-O-ribose)-methyltransferase activity. Gene Ontology annotation, cellular component: mitochondrion. Bases 1 to 756 code for a protein of 251 amino acids. NCBI's taxonomy places the organism in Eukaryota, Metazoa, Arthropoda, Insecta, Hymenoptera, Apidae.
AUGAAGUGUUCAUAUAGGAAUCUUUUGGUAAUAAGGGAUUUACAUACUUGUAAUACCUUAUUUCGGGAAGCACCAUCAAAUUUAAAAGGAAAAAAGCACAGCUCACAAUUAUGGCUUAUGAGACAAUUCCAAGAUCCUUAUGUGGAAAUGGCUAAAAAGGAAAACUAUAGAUGUAGAAGUGCAUACAAACUGUUAGAAAUUAACGAAAGGUUUAAAAUUCUACAUCCAGGACAUAUUGUGAUUGAUUGUGGUGCUGCUCCUGGCAGCUGGACUCAAGUUGCUAUCAAGACAACAAAUGCAACUGCUAAAACUGAUGAUGCUGUUGGAACUGUUUUUGCAAUAGAUAAACAAUCAAUUUACCCAAUUGAAGGUGCAACUUUAUUAGGUGGAAUGGACUUUACUACAGUAGAGACUCAAAGUAAACUUUUAAAACUAUUGAAAGGGAACAAAGUUAAUGUAGUUUUAUCAGACAUGGCACCAAAUGCAUCUGGUGUAAAAGACAUAGAUCAUGAGAACAUAAUACAACUUAUAUACAGUGCUUUUAAAUUUGCUUUGCAAGUUUCUCAGGUAGAUGGAACUUUUCUUUGUAAAGUGUGGGAUGGUGGAAAAUGUCAACAAUUAGAGAAAGAUCUUUCAAGAUUUUAUAAAACUGUAAAAAAUGUUAGACCACAGGCAACAAGGGACGAAUCUACAGAGAAAUUUCUUUUAGCUAGGGGAUUCAAAGGGAUAAAAAGUACAUCCAGUAGUACAACAUAACAUGCAGUUUCAUUAAUAAUUAAAUUAUGUACAAUAAAAAAUGCUUAAUGAAUAAAAUGAUUUGUAACAUAAUCGCCUAUCAUGCCUGGACAGGUUGUAAAUAAUAACA